UUCCUGUCCAAUCUGGCGCAGGCAUACAAACUGCAUUCUUGGCUCUGAUUGGACACGCAAAGGCGUGAGAUAUUUGCAUAUAGUAGGUUCCAGUGCAAGUCUGUGCAUCCACGGGAGUCCUGAAACCAGACUUUUAACAGGAUGUGCCUCAAGCUGAGAUAAAAUGGAGAAAUCUGGAAAAGAACCAAAGCUAGAAAACAGCUUUCAACUUAUGAACACUGCAGUAAGAGCAAAGGAAAUAGAUCGACCGAGGUGCUGCAUGAAUGCAGAUUAUUUCUCCCGAAGCCCAAACAGAUGCAGAGAAAUGAAUCAAGAGUUUUGCGGGCAGGAACUUCAUUUUCUGCAGCAUUUGGAGCUGAUCCAACCCAGAGAACCAGAAGAUGGAAGAGAAACAUCUUCCGGGAUGAAUCUACAUCAUCAGACUUCUGAUGACAGCUUUUCUCAAGGAGUGAUGCCGAAUGGCGCAAAAAGAGAGUGCGGCUGCUGGGAAUAUGGAGCAAAGCGUUGUGGAACAACUGAGCCUCCAAAUGGAACCACAGCGGGAGGGGAGGAUGAAUGCAACGCUCAACCGGAGAGUGAUUUAGAAGAGGAACUCGAGGCUCCUUUGCCGCUGAAAGAUGACAACGAGUGGCAACACUGUACUCCCUUUUUACUUCCCCACCACGACAUGCAUAGCUGCGGAGAAUGGCUGUGUAAUCUCAACCCACUCAACAGAUACCAUCCUCAGUCACGUCACCUCUCUGCUCCUUUCCAGCACUGGACACCUCGGAAUCAACCCCAAAAUGGGCUCCAGUUUCAUGACCACUUUAUGAAUAACAUCAUGGGAAGUGUCUCAGUUAACGUCCCUCAGUUCUCGCUUCCCACUGUGGAGGAUGUUUCACGGGUCAGCAUGCUGAAUCUGCGCUCAGCAGGAGCAGAGGAGUCCGCUUCGCAUCCACACGGGAAAAGGAAGAGCAUCCGUUUGCCUGAUGAGUGCCGAAACGUUUUCAUCACUUACUCUUCGGAUGUGUCCUCAGAGAUGGUGCCCUUUGUGGAUUUCCUCACACAGCAAGGCUUUCGACCUGCUAUUGACUUAUAUGACAGCUCCAUUAGAUGUAUGGACGUCAACAAGUGGACAGACAGUUUCCUUAAAGAUCCGUUAACCCUGAUUAUUAUCGCCAUCAGUCCAAAGUACAAGGAGGAUAUUGAAGGCCCUGCAGUGGACAGCCAUGGUCUACACACCAAAUAUAUCCACUCAAAGAUGCAGAAUGAGUUCAUCCAGCAGGGGAGCUUGAAUUUUAGAUUCAUCCCGGUUCUCUUCCUUUGUGCAUCCCAGAAACAUGUCCCGAGCUGGCUCCAGAAUACUCGCGUGUACCGCUGGCCUCAGGACACUGAGGAUCUGUUACUGCGACUGCUGAGGGAGGAGAGAUACGUGGCUCCUCCUGUACCUGUGGAGCUCAGCCUAUUCAUCAGGCCUGUUGCCAUGAGUGACGCAGCUACACUGUAAACAAACAAACUGGUGUUUGGGCAUGUGUCUGGGUUUAAAGUUUCUGCUUUAAAAGCUACAUUUUGCAGUAAGUUUAUUUUACAAAUCCACAGUUUGAUCCAGUUUAAGUUGAGAUAUAAGCUCAUGUUUCAACUUCUAUUUUAUGUUAAGUGCUGUUUUUCAGAUGACACAAUAAAGUUUUUUUCCAUGUACUUUGACACAUUUCUCUGGUACAUUUACUAUGUAAACAUACACAGAAUACAUUAUAUAAUAACUCUGGAUGGCAUUCCU
This is a messenger RNA of Oreochromis niloticus (Nile tilapia), 1756 nucleotides long. Its product is annotated as adapter protein CIKS. NCBI's taxonomy places the organism in Eukaryota, Metazoa, Chordata, Actinopteri, Cichliformes, Cichlidae. Gene Ontology annotation, biological process: humoral immune response; positive regulation of canonical NF-kappaB signal transduction. Bases 164 to 1486 code for a protein of 440 amino acids. The transcript has 10 exons. The record is from RefSeq and is a predicted model, not a curated record.